UCCACUCUUAAAUAGUCCACAAAGCACACGUUCGUAUCCCCCAAAUCUUUGCCCUAGCCACCUAUACUCCCCCACCCAGCUUUUCAGCUUUCAGGCGGCGCCUUCCAGCGAGAUGGAUCUGAGAUCUGACACAGGUGCUGCCGUCGCACCGUGCGGCCUCGCCGCGUGGCGCUGCGCCUGCAAGGCGCUGCUGGGCAUCAUCGACGCACGCCGCCUGUUGCGCACGGACCUUCUCCCGCACUCUGUCGCCGGCAUCUUCAUCAACUUCCACAGCGAAGGUUUGCCGGAGUUCUUCGCCCGUCCCUCGACGGGCCCCACCAUCUCCGGCAGCUUCGACUACCUGGCCCCUACCGAUGGGCGCUCCCAGUAUCGCGGUAAAAUAGAGGAUCACUGCAAUGGCCUUGUCUUGCUCGAAGAUUAUUUGGAGAAUCAUUAUGUGGUUAACCCGGCAACGAGACAGUGGGAUUCUUUGCCGCCCCGCCUGUCCAUGUCGAGGUCCAAGGAGAUGGAUGCGGACUUCAGGUACCAAGAGUACCUCGUGUUUGAUCCCACGGUAUCACCUAACUAUCAGGUGUUUGUGAUCCCAAAUCCUAGGCGCAAAACGAAGCCCGAAGAUUUUGGUUACAACAAAAGGUUGGAUGAACUAGACCCCGUUAUGGAGAAAUCUGAAUGGCCGCCAUCUGUGUGCGCUUUGCACGUUUUCUCCUCGAGGUCGGGCCGUUGGGAGGAGAGGUCUUUUAUUCGAGAUGGGGAGGCUGCAGGCACCAUUGCUGAUAUGCGGCAGCAUUCGGAGUGGUACUAUGACAAGCAUUAUGCUGUCUACUGCCGGGGUGCACUUUAUGUGCACUGCAAAACUGAUUUCAUAAUGAGGAUCUCUUUGUCAAAUGACAAGUACCAAGUAAUUAAACCACCGCUACAUGGUGAACUGGGCGAGUUCCAAAAGCUCCAUCUUGGACGAUCAGAAAAAGGGGUUUACCUUGCAUCUUGUGAAGCGUCUCUUAUUAUGGUUUGGGUCCUUGACGAAUCGUGUGGCCAAAUGAAUUGGGUCUUGAAGCAUAGCAGUUGCCUUCCACCCAUACUGGAUUAUGAUCGUCCUGUUCUUGGCCCAUGGGUCUUACAAGAUAUUAACUAUAAUGGGUAUCUCAAAGAGAGAAAGGAGCUCAUUGAAGGUGGCGAAGAUACGGAAUACAUGAAGGAACUAAAAGAAAACAAAUUAGAGUUAAACUCCGGCAAGGAAGAGCUAGUGGAAGAAAAGUUUGAAUGGGACUCUGAAAAUGACAACAUACUUCAUAAGGAAGAUGUGGUUGAUGCUCGUGGCAAUGGAUACUUUGAUAUCCUUGGAUUCCAUCCAUAUAAAGAGAUUGCCUUUCUGGGUGUAUCAAUGUACAGAGGAAUUGCCUAUCAUUUGAAAGAUUCGAAGGUUCAGGACCUUGGCUACUUAUAUCCAACAACUUGUCAUUUGGCAUUGCCGAACGAGUGUUUCAUAACCGAGUCAUUCCCAUACACACCUUGUUUGACAGGGCACCGGUAAGCAAUUAACAAGAAUGUACAAGGGCAUCUUAGAGACUGGUAUGCUGGUUGGAACCCAAUUGAACAUCACAAUAAAUGGCCUAAUCAUGUUUAAGGCCUUGUUCAUUUUUAUUUAGCACUGGAUUUAUAAUUAUCCAAUCAAGUGUCCAUAUUUUCCAUAUCGGUUCUAAAAACAUGUGACGUAACAGUGUAUCAUGAGAAAAAUGGGGAAAAUAUAUCAAAUAUACUUCAUUGCUCUGUUCAACAACGCCAGUGUGUUUCUUUCUUAUGUAUCAUCUAUGUCGGAAACCAAUAUUUCGCUCAGCGGUAUUAUUUUUCCCUAUUAAUUUUGUUGUUGUUUUCCCGGUCCAGUUGGUGGCUGGUUUCAUCCUUGUCUGUUGUCUGAAUUCUUGUCCUGCUUAUAUUCUGGUACUCUUGGUCUUGUAUGCCUAAGCUUCUCCAGGAAAAGGUUUACGGAUUGCAGUGGAAAUAACAUCCACUCUUAUUCUUAUUAUAACCGAGUUGACAAUCAGAAUAAAUGGCCUGCUCAUGUUUAUGGCCUUGUUCAGUCUUACUAGCAUUGAAUUAUAUAUACUUAUCCAUUUGAAUCAAGUUACCAUGUGCGGUUCUAAAAACAUGAUACCUCACAAUGUAUCACUAAAAAAACAUAGAGCCAUUUAUUUGUUCUGUUACGUUACCUCCUUCAAUUCUUUGUUUAAUAAACUAUCAAGCUGCACACAUAUAUAUCUUCUUCUGUUUCAUCUACAUCGGGAGCCAAUAUUUUGCUCAGCGGUAUCUUUCCCCCCCUCUUGGUUUCGUUGUUGUUUUCAUGAUCCGUUUUAUAGUUGGUUUCAUCCUGUUUUUUCCUUACUUUCGGUUCCUGCUGUGUCGAUAUUGUGUUACUUCUUUUGAGCUUAAGCCUGUAGAGAAACAUGCUCCGAUGGGGGUGGGGAGCUCUAAGAAACAAAUUUUCCUAUUCUUUUCAGCUUUUCAAAUUUUGGCUUAUUUUCUGUGAUUUGUUGAAUCUGCAACGCCACUGAGCUUCAACUUUGCGACGCUGGAAAUCCUACCAGCCAGUAGCAAGGCCGAGUGGAACGGGUGGGAACAGGAUGUUAGGCUCUCAUGCCUCUUGGACCUUUGGAGGGUAAGCGGUGUCAUCUUUGCAAAUUACAGUUCGCCUUUUGAUUACGGCCUAUGAGAGAACCCUGGGAAACUGCUCAGGUGCAGCUUGCGAAUCUGCACCAAAAACGCUGUAGCUAUACCAAAUAAAGUUGCGCCGAAGCCUGCUCUCUACUCUUUUUGGCUUCAGCAGCCUCAAAUCUGGCUCAAAAGCUCAAAAUAGGUGACCCUUUGUGUAGAUAUUCUCUUCGUGGUUUGUUCAUCGCAGCUUGUGCUAGCUUCAUUCCAACUAAUAUUCAUGCUUCCAAAUAAUGGAUGCAUUUAUGUUUUUUAUGGUAGAGCACAUAUUGUUUUGAACAUGACAGGAAGUAGAAUAUAAUGGUUAUUCGAACACCCUGCUGAUGUGUUGAACUUUUUGGUCUGAGCUAUAUCUAUUAACUUGUACUCCCUCUUAGUGGCAAAAAAUGCCUUACAUUUUGAGACAGAGGGAGUAUUUUGUGCUUUUAAGCUUGAAAAUGUAUACAACAGGUCUUUGCCGGUGCAAAAUAAAAUAAAAUAAAAUAAGGUACUUGGGCACUGAGAUAUAUUUUGACUAUAUAUCAGAUAAAAUUACGUUUUUGAAAUAGGUGCUCACUAAUGUUAUUAGUAAAACUAUUAGUAAAUGAAUAGUUCAAUUAAUUAUGGCAUUUGGUACUGUACUCAAGCAUUUGUAUCAGAACAGUUUGUAACUUGUCACCUAGCUACAUGUUUACUACACAGGUCUGUACUUCGAUAUAGGAGCUGAUCAUUCUGCAGCAUGUUACACAAUUGAGUAUAUAUGUUGUAGUGUAGAGACUACUUGGUUCUUUUUUCGGUUUGCUGCCUCUUUUUUUUUUUCUGAUUUGUAUCCUCGAUCAGCAUUAUGGCGCUUCAGAUGAACUCGUGGAGAUGGCAGCUGUUUCUGCAGAGCUUUAUUUUUUCUUCUAAUUGGUACCGAUCCCAUUAAUCUAACCUUUAUGACCUUGCUUUUUUUCCCACAGAAAUCUAAUACAACUUGGCUUGUAAAAAGAAAAAUCUUUGACAGAUGCAAGACAAAUAGAUAAUCAAGGUGAAGUUAAAACAUACUUCUUAAAUCUAAAGAGUACUUUUCAAGUGUUGUUUCUGUAUGUAUGCUCCCAGCUAAGAGAAGAAUUUUAUUGUCUUGUUACCCAAAUUACUUGCUUUUUGCAAUGCCAGGUUCAGCAAUUUGCAGGCAAACGAACUAUGCGUGAAAGGUACUCCCUCCGUCCCAAAUAAUAUAAGAGUAGUACUUGCCAGAAUAACUUGAUGUCCCCAAUGCACUCGCUGAAGCUUUCUAGGAAGUUAUCUGACCCAUGUUGCAUCAUCAGAUUUUUUAUCCUGGUGCAAAAUAUAUAAUUUUUUAUCCCUGAUGUUUUUCAUGUAGUUCUUUCAUGACUAUAGUUCCCCAAUGACCUCGCUAAAGCUGCAUGAACAACAACACCCCACAAUGUUUUUCAUGUAAAAGUUUUUUCAUCCCCGAAAAACAAAACAGAGGGAACUUCUCCUUUAAAUAAAACGGUAAGUAGACACAAGGUUUUAAAUCAUGCUUCAUGGUCUCUCACAUGAAUAGGAAAAAUCUAUCAUGCUUCAUAGACAACCUCGCUUUUCAGUUACACUAUAUCCCUUUCUUACUGUUACAAAUAUGAAAUAUAUUAACUGAGAUUUAUGUUGUAACAAAAUUUGAUUUUGCAUUUAUAUUAUUCCAGUGAACUACGGCAGGCAUUGGAUCAGUUUGAACCAAUCUAUUCAUUAUCAAGAGAAAUAUAGAAGGAUCGGACAGCUACAAAAUAUAAGACUGUUUAGGACCUGAGUUACACAGAAACUAUACAACAAACAAGAUCAGUCGGGUAUCGUCGACCGUCCUCUGUUCCUAUUCAAGUAGGUGCUAGCUUGGUCCGCCUAAACAUGUCUUCACUAUGGUAAGUAUGUGCUUUGUUUCGAGCCAGACCCUCGUUGAAUAGAAAGAGAGCACAGGAGUGGAAGAGUAGAGCAGAAUGUGACUAUCUCUUCUGUUAGCUUUCUCAAGUUGAAGUAACUUGAGGCAGGUAAGAAACAUUAAAGCAUUUUUUUUACAUUUAUUUCAUGGGGGGUGCAUAUAAGUUUUCUGACAAUAUAACUUUCAGUUCUUAAGCUUGCAUUGUCACUAAUAUGAGCAUACUAUCUUAAUUAAAUUACUAAUGCAUCUGCCUUGAUUUUAGGUCCUAAACAUUAAUAUGAAACUAAUACUACCAUGGAGGCACGGGCAGGAACUAACCGUCGUGUCCUCAUGUUGCGCCAGCAACUCGGCAAGCCACAUAGCGUCACUUUCCGCCAAUUCAUUCAUCCUCCCAUGUAUUUACAUUCUUGCAUUGCAAACUUCAUUCGAGAUUGCGAUGACAUAUGACAGACCCAGUUAGAGGAAGAAAGGAGGCUAAGGCAGGAAUCUGAAGUCGUAAGGGAUCACCAUGACAAAGAACGGAGUGCACAUGAGCAGGAACAUGCGCAGAUGUUGGAGGAAACAUAGAAACAACUACAGGCGCUUAGUGCACAAGUGCUAGCUCUUACUAAGGAGCUGCCUCCUCCACCUCCAACCCCACCUUCACAACAGUAGAGGACAUGUCUACGGAGCUCAUCUUCUGCACUCAUGCCAGUGUUGCGCCGCUUUUGAACUUUGUAAUAUGACUUGUAUAAUGUGCUCGACUAGAUCAUCUUGAAGCUGAGAGUCAAGUGCUCAGCACCAUUGUUCUGAUAACAAUGUGAUCUCAUUAUUGAUAACAACCUUGUUACUAUAACAAUGCUCAUGAUCA
Molecule: messenger RNA, 5453 nt
Organism: Aegilops tauschii subsp. strangulata
Lineage: Eukaryota; Viridiplantae; Streptophyta; Magnoliopsida; Poales; Poaceae
Source: RefSeq, a predicted model, not a curated record